UGCAGAUCACUGCGCUGUUGGUACCUGUGAGUGUUAGACCACAAUCUCACCUAUCACUGCUCUUUCACAGCUCCUACAGCACUGGUGCCUCACUGUCAACAAGAAGCGCGAGCCAUGGUAACCAGCAAAACAUUGUCCCCAGUUUAGUGGCAGGUGUGUGUUGUGGUUCGCUAUUGCACGAAGACCGAGAUGAAUUGGAAGUCUUUGGGGCCACUUGGCACGAAAUUUUACUCAUAAAGGGAAAUAUCGCGUGCCACCACCCACAGCGCGCGAGGGGGAAGCGGGCCGCGAGAUGAGUUAUCACUUAAGAUUUCAGUCAGCCUUGCGUGCCAAGACUCUUUAAGAGGAGAUUCACACCUUACACAGUUUCAUUCAAUCAGAAAUAAACCACCAGCCCUGCGCUGUCCGUCUAAAACGCUGUAUUACUGUCAGAGUGUGUGAGCUUGUGUUUGAGAGUGUGUGUUUAGCCUACUGCCUCGUGCAGCUGGUCUGAUGCUGAUGAUGACGGCCCAGAGCAGAGAAAGGUCAAACUGUAGGAGGAAAGUUGAUGGCAAGUGAUGAGGUGAUUCAUAUGCAGAAUGCUUCAGUGACCUCGGGUGUAAAUAACACAACUCACGGCAAUGAUACAUAUAACAGAACUUCUCAGCUCCACAAAGAUGUCCAUUUAGCUGAAAAUGGAACAUUUAAAAUAGAAGACGCUGACCACAAUGUCACUUACGAAGAUCAGGAGAGUUUCCAGGAUCAGGAGAAAUUCCACUUCCACUGGAAGUGUAAUGAAGAUCUGCUGAUGCUGUAUGGAGAAUACUGCCUGAACAUCACAUUUCAUACAGGCAUGAUGGAGCUGGGAGAGAGCAACUGGUGUGACUGGGACAUGGUGAUCAAACAUUAUAACUUCCUGACAUAUUGUUUGGAGAUAUAUGCUGGUGAGGCACGCUGCUUCUACCCAAGCCCUGUUAUACACAAGCUGUUUCUGGAUGUUCAUCAGCAGUACUUCAGCUCCUGCAGCAGCAGUGAGGAAGAGGAGGCUCCGGAGAGUGUGGUCAUCAUUCUCACCCUUCUGCCUGUCUGCAUCAUUCCCAUUGCAGUCUAUAUGGUCAUCAAAAGGAGUAAUGUUAAAUAGUGAGAAACCCUCUCACAACCAAACAAACACUAAAUUAUUAUCAAUGAACGUCUAUUUUCUUGUCUAUUUUCAUACACAAGGCACAUUAUUAUUAUAAGGCUCAUUUUAGGAGACAAUAUAAGAACCUUCUAGUUCAGCAGUCUUGUCGCUGGGUGGUGGUGGAGGUAAAAAGUUAAGUAAAGCUAAGCUAAAUAAACAAAACUGUAAUAAAUAAAGACUGUCAAACGAGUGCUAACGACGGCUAACCGCUAAUGCCGCCCGACAGUGCUACACUGAGGAACCCUGAGUGUUCUGGUAAGCCAGGGCAAUAUUAGGUAGCAGUUCAUCCUACGUAGCUUAUUUUAGCACGGUAAACACACAGGCUACAGUCCGAUAAUACUCACCUCUGAUCGGCGAAGGGGCAAGCGCUUAGUGUGGUUAGCGACUAAUGCUAAUGCUGCUCCAGCAGUGCUAGCUGGGGUUAGGAGCAGGCAGGUCUACAGGCUGAUAAUACUCACCUAUGAACGGGGAAAUAGUGGUUAGAAGCUAAUGCUAAUAUUGCUCCAGUCUCUUCAGGUGCUGGAGAACUAAACUGAAACUCCUGUAUGACGCUGUUCUCCAGCAGAGAGCCUUUACUGCUCCUUACAACCUGACUGGUAAAAUUCAUACAUAAGAUGCACUGGAUUAAAAGGCGCACUGGCGAUUUUUGGGAAAAUUAAAGGAUUUUAAGUGCGCCUUAUAGUGUGAAAAAUUCACAGUAUAAAAACCUUAGCAACUGAAUGUCUCCUCCAUCUGGCACCCACUAUAAGGCCUCAUUUAAGCUCUAUUAUUUCAUAUUACCAUGCUGGCCUGUGUUUAACCUCACUUACAAGACAACACUUUACAGCGUAUAUGCAUGUGGGCAUUUUCAAACCUCCCCCUGGUCCCCACACGAAACAAUCAGCAUUAUUUAUGGCUUUGACUGAACAGUGUAUAGUGUAGUACAGCCGACGGUAUAUUUCUUUGCAAUAUAACAGUGAAGAUUAUACUGUCUGCUGUACAGUGAUGAAUAUUUUAUAUUUACUGCAAUUUGUUAAGCAAUGUUGUAGUAGUCCAAGUAGCAGUAGUAGUAGCAUUGUUGUUGUCAAUAAUAGUAAUUAGUAAUUAACAGUAUUUUUUUUGUUUGUUUUAUAAUCUGUUGAUCGUUUGGUGUAUUUUGUGUUUUGUUCAUAGUAUUUAAAAUAAAGAAAAUAUUUCUCUUUUAUCCA
This is a messenger RNA of Astyanax mexicanus (Mexican tetra), 2346 nucleotides long. Its product is annotated as receptor activity-modifying protein 1-like. The coding region runs from base 548 to 1120 and encodes 190 amino acids. Gene Ontology annotation, biological process: calcium ion transport; receptor internalization; G protein-coupled receptor signaling pathway. Gene Ontology annotation, molecular function: coreceptor activity. NCBI's taxonomy places the organism in Eukaryota, Metazoa, Chordata, Actinopteri, Characiformes, Acestrorhamphidae. The transcript has 7 exons. Gene Ontology annotation, cellular component: membrane; signaling receptor complex; cell surface. The record is from RefSeq and is a predicted model, not a curated record.